This is a messenger RNA of Trachemys scripta elegans, 852 nucleotides long. It is a transcript of the gene TNFSF12, whose product is annotated as TNF superfamily member 12. Gene Ontology annotation, biological process: immune response. Gene Ontology annotation, molecular function: tumor necrosis factor receptor binding; receptor ligand activity. Gene Ontology annotation, cellular component: membrane. The record is from RefSeq and is a predicted model, not a curated record. Lineage: Eukaryota; Metazoa; Chordata; Testudines; Emydidae.
CAGGUGCAUUUCAACGAGGGGCGGACAGUGUACAUCAAGCUGGACGUGGUGGUGGACGGGGUGCUGGCCCUGCGGUGCCUGGAGCAGUUUCCCCCGACCAGCGCCGGCCCGCAGGACCCCGAGCUGCACGUCUGCCAGGUCUCCGGGCUCCUGCUCCUCCAGCCGCACUCCGUCCUUCGCCUCCGCACCAUCCGCGACGUGAGGCUCAAGGCUGAGCCCUAUCUGACCUUCUUCGGCCUCUUCCAGGUGCACUGAGCCCGGAGCGGUGGGGCAGGACUCCUGGGUUCCCUGGGAGAGCAGUGGUGUUGAGUGGCCGGAGCAGGACGGGGCUGGGAGCCAGGACUCCUGGGUUCUAUCCCCAACUCUGGGAGGAGAGUGGAGUCCAGUGGUUAGAGCAGGGGGGGGCUGGGAGCCAGGACUCCUGGGUUCUCUCCCUGGGUCUUGUAGGGGAGUGGGGGCUGGUGGGUUAGAGCAGGGGGGGCUGGGAGCCAGGACUCCUGGGUUCUCUCCCCGGCUCUUCCUGUCCCCAAUGCUCAGGGUGGGGAUAAAACACCCAACCAAAGCCCUGACCCCCACAGCAGGGGAAAGUGGCACAUGGGGGGGGGCGCGCGCAGUGCCCCUUGUUGCCACCAGGGGGCACACGGCUGCUCUCGGCUGGCUGGCCUGCCUGCCUCGCCCACCACGCGACAGCAGUGGCGGCCAUUAGCACGCCGGGACCACCGAUGCCUGAUUGGCUGCACCAUGGGUGGGCGGGGCACACACACACCGGUGCCCGUGCGGGGUGGGGCCGGGACUCAUGGGACACAGAGUAUUUUAUACCAGAAACAAUUAUUAAAAGGAGAAUUAAAAUGC